AUGAUCCCUAACCACGUACUAGUGCUAGGUGCUCCUAAUACGGGGAAAAUAAGGAUAUGUGAACUUAUAUCGUCUCGAAAGUUGGACUUCAGUUCUGUUGAUUCUAAAUCUCAUAGUGGACUUAUAUUUAAAACGGAUUUAUCCACCAAGUAUUAUUCACUGAAGUUAAAUUUGUUAGUUGAUGAAUAUCCUCAACAUCGUGAUAGCUUAGAAUGUGACCUGGAAGAAGAAGAAGUGAAGAUCAAUGAGUUGAAAGCUUGGCGUAAAGAGUUUUUAUCUGAUGGUUACCGGGAAUUGAGGGAAGCAAUAGAUGGCUUGAUAUUUUGUGUUCGUAUUGACCAAGUCUCCUCGAAGCACAUAGAAGAAAGCUUGCAUGUAUUUUCUGACGUACGAGACAAAUUGAUAGAAGACAGGGGCGAUGGUUUAUUUAGUGUGGUGGUGGGAAAUUCAAAUACAAGGAAGAUUAACGAAGAAGUAGAAGAUUUAGUAAUUCCUUUCGGAUUUGAGUAUAUAAACUUAUUCGAAAAAGGUGAAGAUGAAUUUAGAGUUAAGAUUGGACAGGAUAGAUUGCUUGAAAUAAUUGAGACUAACGAAUGGAGUCAGAUGGAUUUGAAGAAAAUUGGAGAUCCAGAUGCUUAUAAUGCAAAGAAGCGAAAUGAUAUGAGCGAUAUGACCCGAGGUUUAUUAAAUGACCAAGAAGGAGAAGAAGAAAUACUCUCAAAAGAAAUAGAUCUAGAAGAGGUGUUGAUGAAAGUGCAACAAGCGAAACAAGAUGUUAAGGAUAUGGAUGAUGAUCAGAAGGAAGCUUAUACAAAUAAGGUGAUUAAAGAUAUUAUUGACUUCAUAUAA
Messenger RNA from Debaryomyces fabryi, 849 nucleotides. RefSeq lists its product as uncharacterized. The record is from RefSeq and is a predicted model, not a curated record. Gene Ontology annotation, biological process: vesicle-mediated transport. NCBI's taxonomy places the organism in Eukaryota, Fungi, Ascomycota, Pichiomycetes, Serinales, Debaryomycetaceae. Gene Ontology annotation, molecular function: protein-macromolecule adaptor activity. The transcript has a single exon. Bases 1 to 849 code for a protein of 282 amino acids.